CUUCAUUAUAAGCCUGCAUUACAUUUGGUUAUACGGCAGGCAUGAGAUAGGUUGUCAUUAAACGGUUCCGCUUCAGGACUAUAGCACGAUAACAAAGUUCUACUUUCCCUUUUUUUUCUUUAAAACUUACACAAGAAAGUUUAAUUUUGACCGUACCGGCACUGUGUGUGCUGUGCUGGUCUUGACUCUAAUCUAGGUUAGAAAAAGAAUACAAGUUACUACUUGAAGUUAACCAACAGCUUUGUUGUCAGCUGUCUGAGCUAAGAUGGAACCAGCUAUCAUAGUACACGGCGGAGCUUGGGCGAUACCCCCGGAGUUCACGGAGAGGAGCUUGGCGGGGGUGAGGGCGGCCUCGCUCAAGGGCUACAGCGUGCUGAAGGCUGGGGGCAGCGCGGUGGAUGCCGUCGUUGCCGCCGUCACCGUCAUGGAAGACGACACCGUGUUCGAUGCUGGCCAUGGAGCUGUCCUCAACUUGAAGGGUGAUGUGGAGUUGGAUGCCAUUGUGAUAGAUGGCAGCACACUCAGCUCUGGUGCAGUGGCGGGUGUACAGGACAUGGCAAAUCCCGUGCAGUUAGCUCAUCUGGUUAUGGAGAAGACAGACCAUUGCCUUCUGGUAGGACUAGGAGCCAAUGCAUUUGCCGAGGAACAAAACAUUCCCAGACUCAACAAGUAUGAGCUCGUAACAGAUGAAGCAAGGGCUGAAUGGGAGAAAUACGUCAAGUUCUCUACAACAGUCAAUGCUUUGUUCUCAGCUAGACAAGAGACGAUGAAAUACCCUGGCUGUGAUACAGUUGGAGCAGUUGCAAUAGACAGUAAAGGAAACCUAGCUAGUGCCACCUCCACAGGGGGAAUAACUGCCAAACGUCCAGGGCGUGUGGGAGACACACCUAUUAUAGGAGCUGGUGCUUAUGCUGACAAUGAGAUAGGAGCAUCUUCAUCUACUGGGCACGGGGAAUCCAUCAUGAAAGUGAGUCUCACACGCAGAGUUGGAGAACUCAUAGAAAAAGGUUUGACAGCUGAGCAGGCAUCCCAGGCAGCAUUAGACUACAUGAAAACAAGAGUAGGGGGUGCUGGGGGUGUAGUCACCAUAGACAAGGCAGGCAGUGUAGCCCAUGCUUUCACCACCAGCAGAAUGGCCUGGUCUCAGGUCACUCAAGAAAAACUCUCCUAUGGAAUAGAUCCAGGAGUUGUGUUUAGUGACAGUCUGUGAGUGUGAAAGCACUGGAUUCAUUUAUUAAACAAGCCAAGAAUGUUUUGUAUUGUUCAAUUAUGCACUUACACAAAAGAAACGUCAAAAUCGUAACCACCAGUAUUAAAGUGCCUACACUUAGGGAUCACCCUUUUGAGUCUUCCUCAAAAAUUCUGAAAUUCAGACCUCCCCCCAUCCCCCAUAUGAUGUGGACGUCUGCAAAAAUGUAUUCCUUCUGAAAGCUGUCUUUCAAUAUAUUAUUUGAAAACAAUGUAUUGUUCAUGAAUACUCUGCAAUACUAAUAACUUAUACAGUGAUUUAUUCUUUUUGAUAAAGUGUUAUCAAAUAAUAUUAAAUGUAGAAUAUGGAGGAAUGUGUUUAGAAAAAUAUUUUGUUUAAAAAGUAUAAAAUUAAAUGGAAUAAAGAUCUAACUCUAUGAAAAGC
Messenger RNA from Physella acuta, 1633 nucleotides. RefSeq names its product isoaspartyl peptidase/L-asparaginase. NCBI's taxonomy places the organism in Eukaryota, Metazoa, Mollusca, Gastropoda, Physidae. The record is from RefSeq and is a predicted model, not a curated record. Gene Ontology annotation, cellular component: cytoplasm. Gene Ontology annotation, molecular function: asparaginase activity.